Messenger RNA from Gastrolobium bilobum, 1858 nucleotides. RefSeq names its product cytochrome P450 CYP94D108-like. The record is from RefSeq and is a predicted model, not a curated record. Gene Ontology annotation, molecular function: iron ion binding; monooxygenase activity; oxidoreductase activity, acting on paired donors, with incorporation or reduction of molecular oxygen. The coding region runs from base 7 to 1566 and encodes 519 amino acids. The transcript has a single exon. NCBI's taxonomy places the organism in Eukaryota, Viridiplantae, Streptophyta, Magnoliopsida, Fabales, Fabaceae.
AGAGCUAUGGAGCUCUUCUCAGUUGAAUCCUUACUCUUUCUUUCCCUUGUCUUUCUCUAUAUCUACCUUCACUUUCCGACCACAACUACAAAACCCACUAUCAGAGGCUUCAGAAACUACCCUCUACUUGGAACUCUGCCUCAAUUCUUGAAGAACCGACACCGUUUCCUCGAUUGGAGCACCCAAGUUCUCCGUGAUUAUCCUACCAACACCGCCGUUUUGGCUCGCCCUGGCAAACUCGGAAUCAUCAUGACGGCAAACCCCGUCAACGUAGAACACGUACUCAAGACCAAAUUCGAGAACUACCCAAAGGGUGACAGAUUCAUUAGCUUCCUCGAAGAUUUCAUGGGCAGAGGAAUCUUCAACUCCGACGGCGAUAUUUGGAAAGUUCAGAGGAAAACCGCGAGCUACGAAUUCAACACCAAAUCGCUCCGAAACUUCGUAACUGAGAAUGUCACGUUCGAAAUCCAAACGAGGUUGCUUCCCUUAUUAUCUAAAGCCUCCUCCACCAACAUGGUCCUCGAUUUACAGUACACGUUGGAGAGGUUCUCUUUUGAUAAUGUUUGCAUGCUCGCGUUCAACGUCGACCCCGGAAGCCUCGCCGGCGAUGGAACCACCGGUGCAGAGUUCAUGGCUGCGUUUGAUAACGCCGCCACGCUAAGUUCGGGGAGGUUCAUGUGCGCGUUCCCAUGGUUGUGGAAACUCAAGAGGCUAUUCAACGUGGGAACGGAACGGAAACUGAGAGAAUCAAUCGCCACCGUUCACAAGUUCGCGGAUGAGAUCAUACGGUCUAAAACAGAAGCCAAGGGUCCCACUACCCAUAACCAGGACUUGCUCUCACGCUUCAUAGGAGCAGAGGAUAAUUCCCCCGAGUUCCUCCGCGACAUCGUCAUAAGCUUCAUCCUCGCUGGACGCGAUACGACGUCGUCCGUGCUGAGCUGGUUCUUCUGGAUUCUGUCUUCGAGGCCCGAUGUAAAGAAAAGAAUCCUCGACGAAAUCGAAACGGUUCGGUCCCGGAAAGUUGGAGGCGCCGCCGGGGAAGCUUUUGGGUACGAGGAGGUUAAGGAGAUGCAGUACUUGCACGCCGCAAUUUCUGAGACACUGAGGUUGUACCCUUCCGUACCGGUCGACACGAGAGCUUGCUUGCGCAACGAUGUUUUGCCAGACGGUACGAUGAUUAGUACGGAUUUUUUCAUAAUGUAUCAUCCGUACGCGAUGGGGAGGAUGGAGAGCGUGUGGGGAAAAGAUUGCACCGAAUUCAAACCCGAAAGGUGGUUCGAGAAUGGUGUUUACCGAACCGAGAACCCGUUUCGGUUUCCGGUAUUUAACGCCGGUCCAAGAACGUGUCUGGGGAAAGAAAUGGCUUAUACUCAGAUGAAGUCCAUUGCAGCGUCUGUUAUGGAGAGGUUUGAGAUCGAUGCACUGGAUAAGGACACGUGUCCCCAGCAUCUUUUGUCCUUGACUUUGAAGAUAAAAGGAGGGUUGCCCGUCAGGGUAAGUUUAAGGAAGAAAGGAAACUGUGCUUCUGGGCGUAACGAGAAAACCUUUAAUGAUUCCGAAGCAUGAGAACUUAAUCAUUUAAUGUAACCUACGGAACAAGAAAAACACCAGAAGAAUCUCUUGUGAUGUAAUAGUAUAUAUACAGAUACAUUACUAAAUAAAUAAUUAACGUAAGAAAAAAAUGGAAACUAGACAGUUUAGUUUGAAAGUAGUCAUGUAAAAGGAAUGUUGCAUAUAGUCAUGUAUGGUGUUCGUUAUUAAUUAGAAAAAAUAUAUAUGUUGGCUUGCAUGGUUGUUGUGUAAUUCAUGAUGCAGAGUGUACGAAGAUGAGUUUAGCCUCACCGGUUGAUCACUUAUA